AUGGACUUCACGGACGUCGGAAUCCGCCAUACCCUUCUCAACAGUGUACAGCUUCAUCAUUUCUUUGAUUUCUCGCCGUCCGCUGCUGCCAUUGCUAAGGAGGCUCGUUUCUGCGUUAUUGCCGUUGUUGUUGGCUGGAUCACCACUCGUGUUGUCUCCAGUCUCCGUGUCAAUCCACACAACAUGAUGAGAACUUUAGCUUCAUUGGUAUUGUUUGCCGCAGGAGCCACGGCUCAGGUUGUUGAAAGCUCAAGCUUUGGUACCGGUAAAACGAUAUCACCAAACCGAGAUUCCAUUCCAGGAUGGGCAAUUGGAGGCGAGGGACAUGAUCCUUCUCUUUUGUCGGACAAGCUCAUCCUAACACCUCCUUACCCGGGUAACACGCGGGGAUCUGUUUGGGCACAAAGCCCAGUCUCUCAAUCGGAAUGGUCUGCAGAGUUCCAAUUCCGCGCGAGUGGCCCGGAACGCGCAGGCGGUAUUCUUCAAUUGUGGUAUACCAAGGAUGGGCAGGCCCGCAUUGGUACUUCCAGUAUCUACACUGUCGGCCAGUUCGACGGAUUCGCGCUCGUCAUUGAUAAUCACGGCGGAAGAGGUGGAAGCAUUCGUGGUUUCUUGAACGACGGAACAACCGACUAUAAGAGCCAGAACAGCCCCGAUAGCUUGGCCUUUGGCCAUUGCGACUAUUCUUACCGCAACCUAGGCCGUCCUUCAGUUGUCAAGCUAAAGUCCACCAGCUCAAUCUUCGAGGUCACCAUCGAUGACAAGCCCUGCUUCUCGACCAACAAGAUUACCCUGCCAGCCGGAAACACCUUCGGUAUAACAGCCGCGACUCCCGAGAACCCAGACUCAUUUGAAAUCUUCAAGUUCAUCCUCGAGUCCGCCUCUGGGGGCCAAACGAUCCCCUCUAACCAGGGAAGCGUGCCCCAGCAGGCCCAGCAGCCCAUUGUGAACCAGAACCCACCCGUAGUUCAGGGCGGAGGUAGCCCGGCGACCGACUCCGGCCUGGCCGCGCAGUUCGUCGACCUCAGCGGCCGCCUCCAGCUCACAAACAAGGCUACCAACACCAUCCUCCAAGAUCUCAAGAACCAGGCAUCCAAGGGUGAUGCCCGCCACACGGAGUUGCUCCAGAAACUGGCAUCCCAGGACCAGAUCGCUGCCAUCCUCGACGCGAGACUCGCCCGUAUGGAGCAGCUGCUCCAGAAUAUCCAACGUGAUGUCGAGGGCAAAGAUUAUAGCAGUCGGUUUAACCAGCUGCAUGAGACUUUGCGCUCUUCUCACCUGAGCCUGAGUGAGAACCUGCAAGGUCACUUGUUGAGUGUGAUCACCGCCUCAUCCCCUCGCAUGGGCUUCUUCCUGUUCAUGUUGAUUGCGUUCCAGAUCCUCCUUGCAGUAUCCUACGUCAUCUACAAGCGUCGCCGAGCCAACAUGCCCAAGAAGUUCCUCUAA
Penicillium antarcticum is the source of this 1446-nucleotide messenger RNA. RefSeq lists its product as uncharacterized. Bases 1 to 1446 code for a protein of 481 amino acids. The transcript has 8 exons. Gene Ontology annotation, molecular function: D-mannose binding. The record is from RefSeq and is a predicted model, not a curated record. Gene Ontology annotation, cellular component: endoplasmic reticulum-Golgi intermediate compartment; COPII-coated ER to Golgi transport vesicle; Golgi membrane. Lineage: Eukaryota; Fungi; Ascomycota; Eurotiomycetes; Eurotiales; Aspergillaceae. Gene Ontology annotation, biological process: endoplasmic reticulum to Golgi vesicle-mediated transport; endoplasmic reticulum organization; Golgi organization.